Messenger RNA from Arabidopsis arenosa, 1209 nucleotides. The record is from the annotation of a GenBank genome assembly. Lineage: Eukaryota; Viridiplantae; Streptophyta; Magnoliopsida; Brassicales; Brassicaceae.
AUUUAAAGAGUUUCCAAAAAUUCAAAAGCUUCCCUCCAAACGCUUUUUAAUUUUUCUUUGUAGAUCGAAGUCGAAACAACACUCUGUUUCUCGUGAUUCUCAUUAAUAACAUUCCCCUCUCUCUCUCUCUCUCUCUCUCUCUCUCUCUCUGUUUCUUCAAUCCCGAUUCCGAUUUCUCUUUAAAUCUCUCUCUCUCUCUUUCUCUCCUUAUAUUCUUUUCUCUUUAACGAUCGAUUUUGAAUUCUCCAAUGGACGACGGUGGAGUGAGAGCAGGAUGCAUCCGGAUCAGAUGCCCGUCGCCACGGAGAAUCGUGUCUCGGUGGUUCUCUCCACAAGGAAAGAUCAAAGGGAGGAAGACGGCUAUGGCAGAAGCAAGGGUGAGAGACGACUGUGACGUGGUGAGGAUCAGAACUUUCUCCGAGGAUAGUCAUCAUGGAGUUGGCCAAUUAUCAGAUUCGCCGCCACCAACGAUCCAUUCCGAGAAGUUUUUAGAAUUUCACAACGAUGAAUUGAGGCGAAAACAGCAAGAGUUUCGCUUUCCGAAGCAAGAGCAAACUGAAACCUCUGCGUAUUCCGCCACAAGUGAUGUUGUUGAUGGCCCUGAAUCUUCUACUGAUCACUAUUACUCUCCACAGAUCAUUGAGACAUCUAUGAGUGUUGGAGGUGAAGGGUCUUUGUCACAUUAUGUAUAUAAGCGAGGGGAUGAUUCUGGAGGUGAAAUGGAUCAGCUUGAAGCUGAACUUGAAGCUGAGUUUGAGCUUCUUCAGAUUGGUCAAGACCAUGAUGGUAUAAGUUCUAAGCUCAAGGAGGUUUCAGAGAAGAGUGAAAAUGCAGAAGGAUUAAGAUUGGUACACGUGUGUCCAGGACUAGUAGAGGAACAACAAGGAGUGUGUCCGUAUGAGCUGGAGAGAAGACUACACGAGCUCAUGGAGACAAGACAACAAGAGGAGAUAAAGGAGUUAGAGAUUGCAUUGGAUGAUGCUAAACAAAGGCUUCAUUUGAAGGAGACGGAAGCUUCUUGGUGGAAAGACACUGCUUAUAUAGUCUCUGAACGUAUUCCAGAACCUUCUAGAAUCACUUACAGCUCUCGAACUCAUCCUUACCCUCUCUCAAGGUGAGAAUUUGGUAUUUCACAUUUCAUUACAAAAAUUAGAACAGAGUAUGUAAUUUUGUGAAGAAGCAACAUGUUAAUUAAUGGAUUGUCCUUAU